Nothobranchius furzeri (turquoise killifish) is the source of this 3474-nucleotide messenger RNA. RefSeq names its product ribosome quality control complex subunit NEMF (gene nemf). Gene Ontology annotation, molecular function: ribosomal large subunit binding; tRNA binding. The record is from RefSeq and is a predicted model, not a curated record. NCBI's taxonomy places the organism in Eukaryota, Metazoa, Chordata, Actinopteri, Cyprinodontiformes, Nothobranchiidae. Gene Ontology annotation, cellular component: RQC complex. Gene Ontology annotation, biological process: rescue of stalled cytosolic ribosome; ribosome-associated ubiquitin-dependent protein catabolic process.
CAACCGGCUUCCGUAAGAAAGCAGAACGUGUGCACUUUCAGUGUUGCUGAAUGUAUUAAUUUUCUUGUUGCUCUUGGGAUGUGAAGUAUACACGAAGGGGUUGUUUUUAAAUCACCAUUAUUCUGGAUUUGAUUCACCAUGAAAACCCGAUUCACCACGGUGGAUAUCCGGGCAGUUAUUGCCGAAAUCAAUGCCAAUUACAUUGGCAUGAGGGUAAACAACGUGUAUGACAUCGACACUAAGACGUAUCUCAUCCGUCUGCAGAAGUAAGAACAUAAGACCGGACAGCAAAGCUGUUCUCCUGAUUGAGUCUGGCACUCGCAUCCACUCCACAGACUUUGAAUGGCCCAAGAACAUGAUGCCUUCAGGCUUUGCUAUGAAAUGCAGAAAACAUCUAAAGACCCGCCGGCUUACCCAGGUUAAGCAGCUUGGGAUCGACAGAAUCGUGGACAUCCAGUUUGGUUCGGAUGAGGCUGCCUACCACUUGAUCAUUGAACUUUACGACAGGGGUAACAUCAUCCUUGCAGAUCACGAGUACACAAUCCUGAAUCUGUUGAGGUUCCGAACCGCAGAAGCAGAAGAUGUUAAGAUUGCUGUGAGGGAGAGGUACCCAGUGGAGAGCGCCAGACCACCGGAGCCCCUCAUCAGUCUUGAGAAACUCACUGACAUCCUGAGCAAAGCACCAAAUGGAGAGCAAGUGAAACGAGUCCUGAACCCUCAUCUGCCUUACGGAGCCACUCUGAUCGAACACAGUCUUAUAGAAGCAGGACUGCCGGGUUCGCUCAAAGUCGACAGCCAAGCUGAUGUUGCUGAAGUUGCCUGUGAAAUCCUGAAAGCCUUGCAGAUGGCAGAAACCUACAUGGAAAUAACGGAAAGAUUCAGCGGCAAAGGUUACAUCAUCCAGAAGAGUGAGAAGAAACCAAGUUUGACUCCGGGCAAACCCGGUGAAGAUCUCCUGACAUACGAUGAAUUCCACCCGUUUCUCUUCUCUCAGCAUGCAAAGAGCCCCUAUAUGGAGUUUGAAAACUUUAACAAGGCAGUGGAUGAGUUCUUUUCAAAGAUGGAGAGCCAGAAGAUUGACAUGAAGGCCUUGCAGCAGGAGAAACAUGCACUGAAGAAGCUGGAGAAUGUUAAGAGGGACCACGAGCAGAGGCUGGAGGCGUUGCACCAAUCACAGGAGGUGGACAGAAUAAAAGGGGAGCUGGUGGAGAUGAAUCUGCCUGUGGUGGAGAGGGCUCUGCAGGUGGUGUGCAGCGCGUUAGCCAACCAGGUGGACUGGACUGAAAUCGGCACUAUUGUUAAGGAAGCACAAGCUGCUGGGGACCCCGUGGCCUGCGUCAUCAAGGAGCUGAAGCUGCAGACCAACCACAUCACCAUGCUUUUAACAAAUCCAUACAUUUCUGAGGAGGACCACGAAGAGGAAGAGAAAAAAGGUUCCAUCGAUGAGAAAGGGAAGAAAAACAAGACUAAAGAGAAAGGGCAGAGCAGGAAGCUGCAGAGGAACAAGCCCAUGUUGGUGGAUUUGGAUCUGGGCUUGUCAGCUUAUGCCAACGCUAAAAAGUACUAUGACCACAAACGCACUGCAGAAAAAAAGGAACAGAAAACCAUUGAGGCAGCAGACAAGGCUAUGAAAUCAGCUGAGAAAAAAACACAUCAGACACUGAAGGAGGUCCAGACCGUCACCACUAUUCAGAAAGCCAGAAAGGUGUACUGGUUUGAGAAGUUCCUGUGGUUCAUCAGCUCCGAGAACUAUCUCGUCAUCGCAGGAAGGGAUCAGCAGCAGAACGAGAUGAUUGUUAAACGCUACCUCCGGGCAGGUGACCUUUAUGUUCACGCUGACCUCCAUGGAGCAACUAGUUGUGUCAUCAAAAACCCUUCAGGCGACCCCAUCCCCCCUCGGACCCUGACAGAAGCUGGCACCAUGGCUGUGUGUUACAGCGCUGCGUGGGAUGCCAAGAUCAUCACCAGUGCUUGGUGGGUCCAUCAUCAUCAGGUGUCUAAAACGGCUCCAACUGGAGAGUAUCUAACCACCGGAAGUUUCAUGAUCAGAGGGAAGAAAAAUUUCCUCCCUCCGUCCUACCUGAUCAUGGGUUUUGGUUUCCUCUUCAAGGUGGACGAGCAGUGUGUGUUUCGUCACAGAGGGGAACGAAAGGUAAAAACGGUAGAAGAAGACAUGGAGGAGGUCACAUCCAGAACGUCUGAGCUGUUGGAGGAGGGAGAGGAGCUGAUAGGAGACAGUGGUGAUGAAGAUCGGGGUGAAGGAGGAGCAGAAGAUGGAGAGAGCAGAGUGAUAAAGGAGGACUCUGGAACGAGCGGAGACGCACCCGCUGCCGCAGACGAAGGAGAGUCGGAGUCGGAGCACAGUGACACAGAGGAGAUCAGAGAAGAGGAAGAAUUCAGCUUCCCAGAUACAACCAUCUCCCUUUCUCAUUUACAGCCGAGCCGGAUUGCUCAAACCCCUGACUUCAGAAAAGAAACAACAACUCAGGAGGAAACGGAUUCCCAAGGAAAAAAACACUUAAGUGCCAAACAGAGAAGGGAAGACAAGAAGAAAAAGCAGAAACAUGGAGAUGACAUCACAGAGGAGAAGAGUGAUGUUUCAUUUGGAGGAUCAGCUGUGGAUCAGGGGGCCAGAGGUGGAGGAGGCCCCUCGCAACCCCCUCUGAAGAGAGGCCAGAAGAACAAGCUGAAGAAGAUCAAAGAGAAGUACAAAGACCAGGAUGAGGAGGACAGAGAGCUGAUGAUGCAGCUGCUUGGGUCUGCUGGUUCCUCCAAGGAGAAAGAGAAAGGGAAGAAAGGGAAGAAGGGGAAAGGAAAAGAGGAGCCUGUUAGGAAACCAGCCCCUCAGAAACCACAGCAGAAACCACAGAGUGUGGCUGAAAGCAGAACAGGAGAGGAGGAGAGGCAGCCUGGAGAGGAAGGAGGUGCAGCUGAACAGGAGGACAAGGAAGAUGAGGUGGAUCAGGACAACCCCGGAGCAGAGGAAGCAGAGAAUCUGCUCACAUCUCUGACCGGCCAGCCUCACCCUGAGGACGUGCUUCUGUUCGCCGUGCCGGUCUGCGCGCCGUACACCGCCCUCUCCAACUACAAAUACAAAGUGAAGCUGACUCCAGGCUCUCAGAAAAAAGGGAAAGCUGCGCGAACGGCACUGUUGAACUUUACAAAAGCCAGAGAGGCCUCAUCCAGAGAGAAGGACCUGUUUCGCAGCGUCAAGGAUGCAGACUUGUCCAGAAACAUGCCGGGGAAGGUUAAAGUCUCCGCCCCCAACCUCCUGGCUGCCAAGAAGAAGUGACUGCACAUGCAGAACAUUUCCACCAGCAGAUUAAACACCUUCAAUCACCUAAAUUAAAACUCUUCAAUUGUAAAGAUCGGUUUCAUUUGCUGAAAUGUAAAUUUAAAAAAAAGCUGCAAAGAAAGUUGUUCAUGGAUUUUAAUUAUUUGAACAUAAAGUAGGUGUAACAGUACGUUUUGUAA